Capsicum annuum is the source of this 2388-nucleotide messenger RNA. RefSeq names its product QWRF motif-containing protein 2. Gene Ontology annotation, molecular function: microtubule binding. Bases 138 to 2078 code for a protein of 646 amino acids. Gene Ontology annotation, biological process: centrosome cycle; spindle assembly. Gene Ontology annotation, cellular component: nuclear microtubule; centrosome; cytoplasm. The transcript has 7 exons. The record is from RefSeq and is a predicted model, not a curated record. NCBI's taxonomy places the organism in Eukaryota, Viridiplantae, Streptophyta, Magnoliopsida, Solanales, Solanaceae.
AUUAAAUCCUUUUUUUUAAUCACUUAGAAAACGCAGUGGAACGACAGUUAUGCUCGCAAGUAUUUCCAUCAGGGUUUUUUGAUAUAGGGAAGAUUUUCCGGUAGAGAUGUGAAGAAUUGUGUUAGACAGUGAAGGCAAUGGUGGCUGCAGUAUCAGCAACAAAGCCGAAAGUACAACAUCCGAAAAGGCCGCCAUUGUUACCUUCAGAAGCUCAAAAUGGAGGAGGAGCUUCAAGAAGAUUUCCGAAAUCUAAAGAAGUUAACUCACGGUACCUUUCGACUUCUUCGUCGUCUUCAGUUUCAACGACGUCGUCUUCGAAUACGUCGGUGGCGGCGGCGAAUUCCGUUGCUUCAUUGAGAAGUCCAUCGCAAAUGGUAACUAGGACGCCGGUUCAGAAUUCUGGUUCGGUGAAACGGUCGCAAUCGGUGGACCGGAGACGGCCGGUUACGCCUAUAGAGAAGUCUACUGCGGUGAAGCAGCUGUUGAGUUCCAGUAGAAGUUUAUCGGUUUCGUUUCAAGGUCAGUCUAUCUCUAUACCUGUUAGUAAGGCAAAGCCUGCCCCUGCGACGAACGGUAUAAGUAGUGUGAGGAAAGGAACGCCGGAGAGGAGGAAAGUUGCGGCGGAUUUUGUUACGCCGGAGAGGAGGAAAGUUGCGGCGAAUUUUGUUAAGCCGGAGAGGAGGAAAGUUGAACCGGAGUUGAGUACACCGGUGAGAGAUCGGAGUGAGAGUGUUAAGUCAGGUGAUCAGCAUAGGUGGCCAGGGAGGUCAAAGUCAUUGAAUUCGAGUUUUUUGACACGAAGUGUUGAUUGUGGUUCAAUUGAGAAGCACAAAUUUGGAUCCGAAAGUGUUACUAGUUCAUCGAUGAAGUCGGUAAUUGAUAUAUAUCAUAGAGCUAGAAUUGAAGCUAAAUUGAAACCUCAAAGUGACAAUGAUGAGGUUGAUAUGAAUGGAACAGCUAUAUCAGGUGAUGCAUUGGGUUCAGAUAGUGAAAGUGUCUCUUCUGGGAGUAUUUCAGGUAUUCAUGAUGGUCCGACUGUGAUUCAAGGGCGAGGAGGUCCCCGUGGGAUAGUUGUGCCUGCUAGGUUUUGGCAAGAGACUAAUAACAGGAUCAGACGAGGGCCAGAACUUGGUUCUUCUAUGGAGAAAAAUGGUAGUGUGAAAACAGUGCCUCCGUCAAAGCUAAUGGUAAACAAGAAGUUUCCGAGUGAUUCCCCUAAAGCAUCACCUCGGGGUGUCCCUGCUUCUAGAGGUCUAGUGUCUCCUCUUCGAGGGGGUCAAAGACCAGCAUCUCCAAGUAAGGCAUUGACACCAUCUGCUAAUCCUCCUUUAAGAGGGAUGCCAAGUCCUACAAGAACAAGAAAUGGUGCAAUGGGUUCAAUAUCUAAUAAUUCCUGCAGCCUGCCCUCAAUUUUGAGUUUUGCUGCUGAUGCAAGAAGAGGGAAGGUAGGGGAAAGCCGGAUAGUUGAAGCACAUGAAUUAAGGCUUCUAUAUAAUCGGCACAUGCAAUGGCGUUUUGUCAAUGCACAAGCAGAAGCUGCUCUAAGGGCACAGACAACAACAGCAGAGAGGAACCUGUACAAUGCUUGGUUGACUACUUUAAAAUUGCGACAUUCUGUGAAGUCCAAAAGAAUUCAGCUGCAGCUGCUGCGGCAAAAUGUGAAGCUGCAUUCCAUCCUCAAAGGACAAGGGCCAUGUUUGGAAAAUUGGAGUAUGGUUGAUGGAGAACAUUGCAAUUCAUUGUCAGGAACCAUAUGUUCUAUGGAAGCGAGCACUAUUCGUCUCCCUGUCGUGGAAGGAGCUAAGGCAGAAGUUCAAAAUGUGAAAGAUGCUAUUUCUUCAGCUGUUGACAUGAUGCAGGCAAUGGGAUCCUCACUGUGUUCUUUGCUGCCGAAGGUAGAGCAGGUGGAUUCUACGGUAUAUGAGCUUACAGAUGUGGUGGCUAAUGAGCUUGCUUUACUUGACCAAUGUAGAGAUCUCUUGUCAUCAAUGACAGCUCUACAGGUGAAGGAAUGUAGCCUGAGGACACAUCUAUUACAAAUAAAAGACACGGUUUCUUGCGCAACAACAAAAGUGUAAAGCUGAUCUUUUUUUUGACUGCUUAACGGAAAUGCUAACAUCAAAAGGGAGCUCUUCUCAACCAAACAAAGUGAUCGUGAUAUCUUUUGUAGCUAUAGUUUACUUGAUUCAGGCUUGUUGAAUGCUGCUGCAAUUGCAUUUUGUAUGCAUCCUGAGUAGGAAAUUGCUGCUUUAACGUGUCAUUGCAGCUUUAUAUCUUCGGUUUAUAGCUUCAUAAACAUUUUACAUAUUGUAUAUAUAUUCCCCCAUCUUAAAAAAUAUCCCCUCUUUGAAAGGUUUUGGGUGUAAGUAAUAAAUGGAAUUUUUUGCA